This is a messenger RNA of Penicillium daleae, 1353 nucleotides long. RefSeq names its product Paf1-complex subunit LEO1. Bases 1 to 1353 code for a protein of 450 amino acids. The record is from RefSeq and is a predicted model, not a curated record. Gene Ontology annotation, cellular component: Cdc73/Paf1 complex; nucleus. Lineage: Eukaryota; Fungi; Ascomycota; Eurotiomycetes; Eurotiales; Aspergillaceae. Gene Ontology annotation, molecular function: RNA polymerase II C-terminal domain phosphoserine binding. The transcript has 3 exons. Gene Ontology annotation, biological process: transcription elongation by RNA polymerase II; positive regulation of transcription elongation by RNA polymerase II.
AUGUCCUCCUCCGACGAGGAGGCUGUCCGCCGCCCCGGACGCAAUGCCGCCAACCAAAGCCCCGAUCCGAGUGAUGCUGGCAAUGACUCUGGUGCUGAGGACCAUGGCGCUGGCGGUGAUGAUCUGAUGGAUGAUGACGCUGAUCUCUUCGGAUCCGACGGUUCAGAGGGUGGAUUUGACGAUGUCGAUCGACCUCACCGUACCUUGGACGACGAGCAACUUGACUCGGGAGAUGAUGAGGCUCGCUAUGACCGACGCGAGGACCGCAUGGACGAGGCGCCAGAUGGCGAAACGGAGAGUCUCACCAUCGCCGAAAUGACCAUUGCGCGUGCACCAGUACCAGCCACGAAUGAUCCCGAGGUCUACACAAUGCGCGUACCAGAUUUCCUCUCCAUCGAGUCGGAAGAGUUCAACCCCGAGACAUACAUUGCGCCUGCGUAUUCCACGGCGGCGACAUCUCUCUGCUGGCGCAGAGACCCUGCCGACGAGGACAAGCUGCAGUCGAACGCCCGGCUAGUCCAAUGGGAAGACGGUUCUAUCACACUCCAGCUCGCCUCCGCACCCCUCGAGCAAUACCGCAUUACAUCCAAACCUCUUGCGCCUCUCUCCAAGUCUGGCGAGUACACUACAAAGCUGGACUCACACGUCUACCUCGGCGCUGGUCUAGAGCAAGCCGAGCUGUUCCGGCUGACCUCGCACGUCACACAUGGUCUCACCGUUCUGCCGACGGCCUUGGAAUCAGACGAUGCAGUUCAACGACUUCAGGAGUCCCUGGCCGCUGCUGCCCGCGGCAACAAGCAGACUGCAGACGGCGGUGUGCCAAUGAUCGAUGUGAGGGAAGAUCCGGAAUUGGCCGCCCGCAAGGCCGAGCUCAUGGAGAGAGAAGCUUUGCGCGCCGAACGCCGCCGCCAGCAGCUGGCAGACCGCGAAGCGGAUCGCACCCGCCGCGUUGCCGCUCCCCGUACAAUGGCCAAUGGUCUCAGUGUUGGCGGCUUGGAAGAUGAUGGUCUGCGCACUACCCGUCCUCGCGCUAAGCCACGCCGUCCCAACCGCCGCGGAGAAAUUAUGACAGACGAAGAGGAAGACUAUGGUCGUGGUGGCCGCACCCGCGAGGACGAGUAUGACGAGGACGACGGAUUUUUGGUCAGAAGUGACGAGGAACUUGAGGAAGUUGAUGACGAUGACGACGAGGAGGAGCUCGAGGAUGAAGAUAUGGAUGCCGAAGGCGAGGUCGACGAUGAAAUCGCGCCAUCCAAGGCGGCGCGGAAAGAGGAGACUCCCCGAGGAGAUGGAACACCGCCAGCCCGGAAGAAGAACCGCUAUGUGGUUGAUGAUGAUGACGAGGAUGAGUGA